This is a messenger RNA of Galeopterus variegatus (Sunda flying lemur), 1695 nucleotides long. RefSeq names its product peroxidasin-like protein. The record is from RefSeq and is a predicted model, not a curated record. The transcript is spliced from 6 exons. Lineage: Eukaryota; Metazoa; Chordata; Mammalia; Dermoptera; Cynocephalidae. Gene Ontology annotation, molecular function: heme binding; peroxidase activity. The annotation marks the transcript as partial. Gene Ontology annotation, biological process: response to oxidative stress.
GCAGGUGUACAGAUUACUGAGAGUGGGAAAUUCCAUAUCGACGGUGAAGGCACACUGACCGUCUACGACGCAGGACAGGCUGACCAAGGAACAUACGAAUGUGUGGCUCGGAAUUCAUUUGGCCUUGCAGUGGCCAGCGUGUUUCUUACAGUCACUGCAACACAGGACAGACAAGCUGGCGAUGCCUUUGUUGAGUCUUCCAUUCUUGCUGCUGUGCAGAGGGUUGACAGUGCAAUUAACUCCACACGAAGACAUUUGUUUUCACAAAAACCUCGCACCCCCAGUGAUCUGCUGACUCAGUUCCGUUUCCCGAGUGACCCGUUCACUGUGCAGACAGCAAGAGCAGGGGAGAUUUUUGAGCACACGCUGCAGCUGAUCCGGGAACGUGUGAAGCAGGGCCUGACUGUCGAUGUGGAAGGCAGAGAAUUCCGCUACAAUGACUUGGUGUCCCCGCGCUACCUCCGCCUCAUCGCCAAUUUAUCUGGAUGCACAGCCCACAGGCCUCCUCCAAACUGCUCGGACCUGUGUUUCCACGGGAAGUACCGCGCCCCCGACGGCUCGUGCAACAACCUGCACGCGGUGCCCGCGCUGAGCACGGCCGGCUUCAGGGACGGGCGGCCGUGCAGCCCCGCGUGCACUGACGACCCUCCCUGCCUCCCCAUCGCCGUUGCGCACGCCCACCCCCGGGGCUCCCACGCGCCCUGCCUCUUCUUCGUACGCUCCAGCCCCGCGUGCGGCGGCGGCACGACCUCCUCGAAGAUGAAUUCAGUUUACGCCCGAGAGCAGAUCAACCAGUGCACGGCCUACAUCGACGCCUCCAACAUUUACGGGAGCUCGGAGCGAGAAUCCCAGGCCCUCAGAGACCACUCAGUGCCCCGGGGACUGCUGAGGACAGGCUUGCCGUGGUCCCCCUCCGGGAAGCACUUACUGCCCUUUUCUCCAGGCCCACGCUCCGAGUGCCCGAGGCAUGAACAGGACAGCCCCAGCCCCUGUUUCCUGGCCGGGGACCACCGGGCCAACGCGCACCUGGCUCUGACGGCCGUGCACACCCUGUGGUUCCGCGAGCACAACAGGGUGGCCUCGGAGCUGUCCGCCCUGAACCCCCACUGGGAUGGAGACACGCUUUAUCAGGAAGCCAGGAAGAUCGUGGGCGCCGAGCUGCAGCACAUCACCUACAGCCACUGGCUGCCCAAGAUCCUCGGGGACCGCGGCAUGAAGAUGCUGAAGGGGUACCAGGGCUACGACCCCAAUGUGAACACGGGGAUCCUCAACUCUUUUGCUACCGCAGCCUUCAGAUUUGGCCACACAUCAAACAAUCCCAUUCUUUACCGGCUGAAUGCCACCUUUGGCGAAAUUCCCGAAGGCCACCUUCCACUCCAUAAGGCUUUCUUUUCACCGUCCACAAUAAUCAAGGAAGGCGGGAUAGAUCCACUGCUCCGGGGGCUUUUCGGCGUGGCUGCUCAGCUGCCGGUGCCCUCUCGACUUCUCAGCCUGGAGCUGACGGAGAAGCUGUUCUCCACGGCCCAUUCUGUGGCCCUGGAUUUAGCUGCCACCGACAUUCAGAGGGGUCGAGACCACGGGAUACCGCCGUAUGUCGACUUCAGAGUGUUUUGUAAUUUAACUUCUGUUGAGAACUUUGAGGAUCUUCAAAAUGAAAUUAAAGAUUCAGGGAUUAGACAAAAACUGAAAAAGUAA